AUGUCCUCCUCUGGAAAGGACUUCGACGACGCGGACGGACGACGAAGGGACACCGAGACGAAGAAGAAGAAGGCAACGACAACGACGACAACAACAACAACAAAGGAUGCGUUGGAACGCGCGUUAUCGCGACACGAGAAAUACGUUUCCUCUUCUUCCGAGGGACGGUUCGCCGAAGAUCUAGGUAUACACCUUCUUUCGUUCUUUCUCUCUGCUGUGCAACGAACUGACUCGAAAUUCAAUCUCUUCAAUCUCUGUAAAGCGGAAAACAGAAAAGACGCGACGAGAAAAGUCGCCAAACUGACGUCCACGUUAGUCUCCGGCAUCAAUCGAGGCGUCUUGGAGGUGUUUGAAAACCAAAAAGAAGUCGAGAAAGAGGCGAAAGUGUUGCAGAAAAAAGUGGACGCGUUCAAGUGCGAAAGCCGAACGUGGGUGAAGAGUUUACGCGACUUCGACGAGUCGUUGAAAUCAAUCGGAGAUUUUGAGAAUUACGUGAUGACGCUGGAAAACGAGUUAAAAGGAAUCGCCGAAGAACUGAAGAAGAGGAAAGAGCAGUGA
Molecule: messenger RNA, 558 nt
Organism: Bathycoccus prasinos
Lineage: Eukaryota; Viridiplantae; Chlorophyta; Mamiellophyceae; Mamiellales; Bathycoccaceae
Exons: 1
Coding region: 1-558 (185 amino acids)
Biological process (GO): endosomal transport
Cellular component (GO): BLOC-1 complex
Source: RefSeq, a predicted model, not a curated record